Messenger RNA from Spirodela intermedia, 472 nucleotides. The record is from the annotation of a GenBank genome assembly. Lineage: Eukaryota; Viridiplantae; Streptophyta; Magnoliopsida; Alismatales; Araceae.
AUGGAAGAUAAUCGUCGCCGGAAGCAUCGCGAUAUCUGCACAAACGAGGCAGAAGGUUAACCUGAAACAUCAUCUUCUUCCCUGAGCUCAACCGGUCGAUAUACACGCCAUCUUUUCAAGCCUUAAUAUCCGAAACGGCUUUGUCUGAGGAGCGUGUGCAGAAGUGAGCAGUACCGAGUGGGAGUUCGUCGACCUGACCGACCAAGAAGAGGACCUCGUGUACCGAAUGCACCGGCUCGUCGGCGACAGGUAAAGCAGUGCCGGUGGGUAUGGCGACCGGCGCGUGUUGAAGGAUCUGACGGAGGGUGGCCCGGCCUUUUUCUCUUUCAGAUGGGGCCUUAUCGCAGGGAGACUGGCCGACCGGAAACCGGAGGAGAUAGAGAGGUUCUGGAUAAUGAGGCACUCCGACGAGUUCGCCGGGAGGAGGAAGCGACGGGCGAGGGGAAGGCUCGGAGGAAAUAGUCCCUGGUAG